Messenger RNA from Cajanus cajan (pigeon pea), 819 nucleotides. The record is from RefSeq and is a predicted model, not a curated record. Lineage: Eukaryota; Viridiplantae; Streptophyta; Magnoliopsida; Fabales; Fabaceae.
AUGUCCGCCGACCCUGCCCUUAUCGAGGACGCCGCCGCCGAGAUUGCUGCCGCCGCCGACAUCGGCCACCCCGCCGCGCAAUCGGUGCUAGGAUUUCUGUGGGGAAUGGGGCUUCUGAGAGAGAGAAGCAAAGGAAAGGCAUUUCUCUACCACCACUUCGCCUCCGAGGGUGGCAACAUGCAGUCCAAGAUGGCUUUGGCUUACACCUACACGCGCCAAGAUAUGUUCGAGAAAGCUGUUAAGCUGUACACUGAAUUAGCUGAAGUGGCUGUGAAUAGUUUUUUGAUUUCGAAGGAUUCCCCUGUGAUUGAGCCGGUGAGGCUUUACAAUGGGGCUGAGGAGAACAAGGAGGCUCUGAGAAAAUCGAAGGGGGAAGAGGACGAGGACUUUCAGAUACUGGAGUAUCAAGCCCAGAAGGGGAAUGCUGCUGCCAUGUACAAAGUUGGCCUUUUAUACUACUUUGGCCUAAGGGGAUUGAGGCGCGAUCAUUCAAAGGCACUUUCGUGGUUCUUGAAGGCUGUGGAGAAGGGAGAACCAAGAUCUAUGGAGCUUCUUGGAGAGAUCAACGCUAGGGGAGCAGGUGUUGAGAGAAACUACACCAAAGCAUUCGAGUGGGGUGUGGGGUGUGGGGUGUGGGAAAGGGAGAGGAUAGGGGAGGUGAUGGAAACUGAUAGAGGGUUACCCUUGUUCAGCAUUGAAAAUGCGCAUAUGAAGAUUGCAGAUCAAAAGAUGGAUGUGCAUCAUCCGAUCUCCAAGUUGAAAAUGAGUGUUAUGGAAUGGGAAGACCUUGGAAGAUUUCACUUCGCAAAAAAUGGUUAA